Ascochyta rabiei is the source of this 2058-nucleotide messenger RNA. RefSeq names its product mRNA 3' end processing factor. The transcript has 2 exons. Gene Ontology annotation, biological process: termination of RNA polymerase II transcription. The record is from RefSeq and is a predicted model, not a curated record. Gene Ontology annotation, molecular function: mRNA binding; RNA polymerase II complex binding. Gene Ontology annotation, cellular component: mRNA cleavage factor complex; cytoplasm. The coding region runs from base 1 to 2058 and encodes 685 amino acids. Lineage: Eukaryota; Fungi; Ascomycota; Dothideomycetes; Pleosporales; Didymellaceae.
AUGUCGUUACCUGCUGCUGAGGUGGCGGCUGACUUUCGCGAUGCUCUACAAGAUCUGAGGAUGAACAGUAGACCAGAAAUCAGCAAUCUAACCCUCAUUGCGAAGGAGAACACAGAGUAUGCGCAGGCCAUCUCCACUGAGCUGGAGAACCACAUUCGAACGACUCGUCCAGAAUGGAAGCUGCCCUCCCUUUAUGUCCUCGAUUCCAUCGUCAAGAACGUCGGCACCCCGUACACCGUCUACCUUGGACGGAACCUCUACCGCACAUUCAUGGAUGCCUAUCUCGUGGUGGAUCAGGCUACUCGUAAGGCAAUGGAAGGCCUGCUAAGGACGUGGAAACAAUCAGUACCCGAGUCUAUGGACCCUCGUCCUGUCUUUCCUGGCAAUGUCACCGGAGAUAUUGAAAAUGCUGUCAACAAGAUUCGUACAGUUGCCGCCCAGACACAAGUUCCAAGACCAAUGCAUGCCCUCCCUGCACGACCGCCUUCGAACGUAGCUUGGAGGGACACUUCAUCGCCACCACAGAACAUGACUCGAUAUGCUGCUCCGAAUGAUCCACGUCGGCCAGGAGGUCUGCCGCCUACCCCUCAAUACGGCGCGCCUAUGCCCACAGCUACACCGCCCAUGCCUUUCCAGCAGCAGUUUCAGAGUCCUCAGCCAAUGUCGUCGGUUGAUCUUGCAGAUCUCAAGGCUGAGAUUGCCCAGCUGGUCGCCACCACGCAGACCUCGUUCGCACAUAACCCUGCUGAUGGAGACAUUCGAACAAAGCUUCAAGCACUUCUCUCACUCAAGCAGAUUCUCGACACUCAAACUCUCCCUCCGCAACAGCUCGAAGCUGUGCGCAAGCAAGUCCGGUCACUGGCGCCUGCACCUGCACCAAUGCCGACAUUUGCUCCUCCAACACCAGUACAAGGAUAUCCCUCGCAAAGUAUGCCACCCGGCUUCCCUUCUAUUGGUGCGUCGCCAGCGAGCGCACCGCCGAAUAUUGCACAGCUACUAGCCGGCUUUAGACCACCAGUGCAGACGACACCACAGCCUACGCCGACCCCCCAACCUCCAACAUUUAAUCUGGCAGAUCUUCUGAAACGGGUCUCGUCGCCAUCGCAGUCAUCAUCCAUACUAGCGCCUGCUCCGUUCCAACCUCCGCCCUUCACAGGGUUCCCACUACCUAUACCGACACCUGUACCUGCUCCUGCAGCGGCCGCUACUCCAGCAGCAGCGAAUCCUACAGCGAAUCUAGCAGCUUUGCUUGCACAAUUCAAUAAGCCUGGUGCCGUACCGCCUCCUGCACCACAGACACCGGUGCCACCCCCUCCACAACCUGUAACCACAGCGCCAGCGCCAGGAAGUGCUGAAUGGUUGCUCGCUGCUCUUGGCGGUAUGCCUGGUGGUGCACCCUCGAACGGAGCCCCUUUUGCUGCGCAACCGAUGGCGAGACAAUUCUCGGCGCCUUCAAACGGCCUGAGCGACAUCGAACUCACGACCGCGUCGAUAAAGAAGCCUCGUCUUUACUUGAUCUCACGUCUCUACGAGGCGAAGCCCAAUAUCUGCGCGACCUGUGGCCGCCGCUUCGAAAACACAUCCGAAGGCAAGGAGAAGAAAGCCCGCCACAUGGACUGGCACUUUAAAGUCAAAGAUCCAGAUGCUGCUAAGCGUGGUGUGCACCGUAGCUGGUACAUGUCAGAAAAAGACUGGAUUGACUACCGGGAAGUCGAUGAGACUACACCUACAAACGACACCACUUCCACCAACGCCGUCGCCAAGCCCAAGAAGCAAGCCAAAGAUCGCUACGUGCUUGUUCCGCAGGAUCCAGCACUCCAGCACGCGCCCUGCCCCAUCUGCCAGGAGAAGUUCGAGACGCAGUGGAAUGUUGAUGCGAAUGACUUCGUGUGGAUGGACGCGCUGCAGGCUGGUGGAAAAAUCUACCACGCAACAUGCUUCGAGGAAUACAGUAAGGGUGCGGGCAUUCCAAUGCCGAGCACGCCGGACUCGGUGCUUGGGAAAAGGAAAGCUGAGGCUGGAAUGGGAUUCGAGGGGAAGAAGGUCAGGGCUUUUUGA